AGUCUGCCAUCAUGGCGAUAGGUUUUCUGGUUUGUGCAGCAUGGUAUUAUACUAUCUUAGCAGGUUUUUACGUUCUUUAUUGUCCAGUUAUGUAUUUAAUGUUUAUAAAACACAAAUUUUAUAGAAAUGUAGUUGAUGUACUGUUCUCGCUGUGGGAGUUAUAUCCAGUGGCAUUAUUUCAAUGGUGCUGUAACACGGAACUACAUCAUUAUGGUGAUCAUGUGAAUCCAGAUGAAACGACUAUUAUUGUAAUGAAUCAUCGCACAAGAGUGGAUUGGAAUUAUGUGUGGAUAGCAUUGUAUCACGCGACACAAAGACGUACGAUAUUUCUGGACUGCACUUGCAAAGAAAAGAAUAACCAGAUUAAGUCUGAAUUGAGGAGAGAAGUACUAGAUGUAGUGACUGGAGGAAAAUCUAAAAUAAAAUUCGUUUUGAAAGACGAAAUCAAAGCUAUUCCAGGAAUAGGUUGGAUAAUGCAGCUAAAUUACUUUUUGUACUUGAAAAGGAAUUGGCAGGAAGAUGAAGUAAAUAUUACACAGUUCAUAGAUUAUUACAAAAGACUUCGAUAUCAUCAAAGGGUGGUAUUAUUUCCGGAAGGGACUGAUUUGAGCGAAGACAAUAAACGUCGCAGCGAAAAAUUUGCUUUAUCUCGACACUUACCGAAUUUUGAGUUUGUUUUGCAUCCUCGCACAACUGGCUGGGCAGUACUAUGUUCUCGUCUCCGGCAUUCCAGACUUGCUUCGGUAUAUGACGUCACUGUUGCUUACGACGUGCCCGCGCAAACUGAAAUGGAUUUAUUACACGGAAAAAUUCCCAAACAUGUUCAUUUUCACAUCAAACGGUACGACAUUGAAGAUUUGCCAUAUGAAGAGGAAGAAUUGAGGACGUGGCUCCAAGAUCGUUGGAAGGAAAAAAAUACUAGUCUGGAGAGUUUUCAUAAGGGCGGUUCUUUCAUUGACUUCUCAUCGAAUAGUGCACCACAGAGAAGAGAACCUCGUUCCUUAAUAAUUGCUAAAUUAGCAUUUGUAUUUUGGACCAUAAUAGACUUUUUAUUUAUUUACUGGCUUUAUUAUAGCGUGUUAUUCAAAUUUUGGGUUAUUUAUCACACGUUAUUGUACAUUUUUGUUACAAAAUAUUUUGGCGGUUUUCAUAAUAUUCAGUAUAAAAUCCUUGAGAAAACAAAUAUUAGCUAGAUAUUAGUAAAACAGAGUCGAGGUGUAGGAAUUUUUGUUAUGGACGUUAGAUUAUUACCAGCUAUCUUACCUAUGUAUUUUGUUAGAUAAGGUUGCUAAUAUAUAUUAAAAAUUUAAUGUGUCGAACAAGCUCGUUUGUCUUUGUUUAGAAUUGAAAAAAUGCUAUGUUCGUAGUUAUUCAUAAACACUAAAGUGACAAUAAUGUAUGUAAUGAAAUAAAGUUAAUGAAUAAA
Messenger RNA from Melitaea cinxia (Glanville fritillary), 1426 nucleotides. RefSeq names its product lysocardiolipin acyltransferase 1-like. The record is from RefSeq and is a predicted model, not a curated record. NCBI's taxonomy places the organism in Eukaryota, Metazoa, Arthropoda, Insecta, Lepidoptera, Nymphalidae. Gene Ontology annotation, molecular function: acyltransferase activity. Gene Ontology annotation, cellular component: endomembrane system. The coding region runs from base 12 to 1193 and encodes 393 amino acids. The transcript has 7 exons.